This is a messenger RNA of Nicotiana tabacum (common tobacco), 1372 nucleotides long. RefSeq lists its product as uncharacterized. Lineage: Eukaryota; Viridiplantae; Streptophyta; Magnoliopsida; Solanales; Solanaceae. The record is from RefSeq and is a predicted model, not a curated record.
AAAUAAGAACCCAGUUCGGUUUUUUCAAUCCAGAAUUUCAAUCUUGAAGAAAUUUCAAUAAAAAUCAAGAACCCAGUUCUUUUCCCAAUUUUACCUCACCAAAUUCGCUCUCAAAGAGUUGCAAAGUAGUCCAACUGAACCAAAUCUCUAGGUUGAAGCUUUUUGGACUAUUAUCAAUUAAUUUCAAUAGCACCCACUCGAAUUUGAGCACGAUUCUUUCAUAAAUUUUUAGAUCUGAAAAGCUUCUAACUCUCUCAACCUAAUUUUGGUUUGGAUAUUAAAAUCUUGACUUCACAACAAACUUAGGAGAGGUGACCACUAGAGUGGAGAGAAGAAGAGGAGAAAAUCUAGAAGAGAUGAGUAAAGAUUGUUUGGGUUAAACAUUAAAACUUUUAUUUCAAGAUGUAAAAUCCCAAAAUAUGGGCUCUUUAUGGAUACAGAACUUGGUCGGGUGAUAUACACUGUAAUUGUCCCUUCAUUUUUUCCGCCGGUCGGCACUUGUAACGUCAUCAUCCCUACUUUUGAAUUUCACAAGUCAUCAGUCCAACGCCAAGAGGCCCAAGACUACAAUUUUUUCCGGCGAGAUCGUCGUUGCGUUAAUAUCUCUGGCCUCACAAAACUCGCCAAUCCCGACGGUGUUUGCAUUUAAGUAGUUUUCGCCGUAUUUCUCGCUAAUGCAUGUCGCUAUUCUUAUAGAGAGGGAUGGGAUUAUUGCGAAGACUAGCUGGAUUUCUAGGGUUUUCAAGAGAAGAAGGGCAAGAAGCGAGAGAUGUAGAAGAUAACACCGACGGUAAUAUAGCAGCAGUAGUUGCGGCAGCUCAAGCUCAAAAUGUUCCACGCAGGGGUUUCAGUGUCCCAAUUCAAGUCCCGGUUGAGAAAGCACAAUUCGGCCCAAUCCUCUUUCCUUGUAGUUCACGCGACGGUGCCGUUCAGGGAUUGAGAUGGUAUGCCAAGCGUCUUAGGAUAGAUGAAGAUGGAGAUGUUGCAGAUGAGUUCUUUGAUGAAAUCCUAACGGAUACACCUUCAAGUGGAGAAGAGCAUCAGAGGCGAUAUCCCAAGUUCGAACUGAAGUACAGUACAAAACCUGCUAAAGUAACAACCCAGGCACUCUCAGCUGCUGGUAGAAUUCAGCAUUGUGUGGAACAUCAAGGCAGAUUGGAGUGGAUUUAAGGCAUAUACUGUGUACUUGAUGUAUUUGAGAACGGGGUUUGGCUAGAUUGCUGCAUACAGGUACUCUGCUUCAUUCUCAAGGACUAAGCUGUAUUGUGUUUACUCGGGGUGAUAUUUAUUGUCUCUGAUUUUUCUUUUGAAACUGUCCUGAUAAGAGGAAGCAAAGUUUCAUUUAUAGAGCAGCAUAAUUUUACUUGGAAAA